AUGGCGCGUGGAAACCAGCGGGACAAGGCGCGCGAAAAGGCCCAGAAGAAGGCCGCAGACGCACAAAAAGGCAAGCGGAACGACGACGGCAAGUCGUUCAAGGCGCGGCAAGAAGCGGACGCGGCUAUCAUGAGGCAGAAGCAGGAAGCAGCAGCGGCGAAGAAGGCCGCCGACGGCGCCAAGGCGAAAUAG
Rhodotorula toruloides NP11 is the source of this 192-nucleotide messenger RNA. RefSeq lists its product as uncharacterized. The transcript is spliced from 4 exons. The record is from RefSeq and is a predicted model, not a curated record. Bases 1 to 192 code for a protein of 63 amino acids. NCBI's taxonomy places the organism in Eukaryota, Fungi, Basidiomycota, Microbotryomycetes, Sporidiobolales, Sporidiobolaceae.